UCCACACAGGAGGAUACAAGCAGCAGGGACAUAAGGACACCUACCUAUCCUGCAUUAUGACAACCAAUGGAACCAUAGAGAAUGGACUGUCCGACAAGAAGAUCCCUGUCCUUCCUCGACCCAUCCCCAACCUGGAGAUCCUGCACACUCAGAUAUUCCUUAACAAUGAGUGGCAUCAAUCAGUGAGCGGAAAAACCUUCCCUGUGUAUAACCCAGCUUCCGGCAAGAAGAUCUGCGAUGUGCAGGAGGCAGACAAGGCAGAUGUGGACAAAGCUGUUGAAGCAGCAAAAACAGCGUUUCACAAGGGAUCCCCAUGGAGGAGACUGGAUGCCAGUGGCAGGGGGAAGCUUCUUCACAAGCUGGCGGACCUUCUGGAGCGAGACAGAGUUAUUCUGGCUACUUUAGAAACAAUGGACACCGGAAAACCAUUCCUCCAUGCCUUCCUCAUAGACCUUGAGGGUUGUAUCCGGACCCUACGCUACUUUGCUGGAUGGGCUGACAAAAUACAGGGAAGGACAAUCCCGGUGGAUGAAAGUUACCUCUGCUUUACCGUCCAUGAGCCUAUUGGUGUUUGUGGAGCCAUCACACCGUGGAACUUUCCCCUGCUGAUGCUGAUUUGGAAGAUGGCCCCAGCUCUGUGCUGUGGAAACACUUUGGUGGCCAAGCCAGCUGAACAGACGCCACUCACAUCCCUCUUUGUGGGGUCGCUAAUUAAAGAGGCUGGGUUUCCUCCUGGUGUAGUUAAUAUUGUGCCCGGUUAUGGCCCCACGGCUGGGUCUGCCAUAUCUCACCACCCUGACAUUGACAAAGUUGCGUUCACUGGCUCUACAGAAGUUGGAAAACUGAUCAAAGAAGCAGCGUCUGCAAGUAAUCUGAAGCGUGUAACUCUAGAACUCGGGGGGAAAAACCCCUGCAUUGUCUUUGCUGAUGCUGAUUUGGAACUGGCUGUAGAAUGUGCUCAUCAAGGUGCCUUCUUUAAUCAAGGCCAGUGUUGCACAGCAGCCUCCCGAGUCUUUGUAGAGGAAUCUGUGUAUCCAGAAUUUGUCAGGAGGAGUGUGGAUUAUGCAAAGAGACGGCUUCUUGGGGAUCCUCUUGACCCUAAAACGGAACAGGGUCCACAGGUUGAUGAAGAGCAGUUCAACAAGGUGUUGGAAUAUAUACAGAGUGGAAAGGAUCAAGGUGCAAAAUUAGAGUGUGGUGGCUCUGCGGUUGGAGAACGAGGAUUUUUUAUUAAGCCCACUGUGUUCUCUGAAGUAACCGAUGACAUGAGGAUAGCAAAAGAAGAGAUUUUUGGACCUGUUCUAUCCAUUCUUAAAUUCAAGAGCAUAGAGGAAGUGAUAAAGAGAGCAAACAGCACAGACUAUGGACUGACCGCUGCAGUGUUCACAGAAAGCCUGGACAAGGCGCUCAGCAUCUCCUCCGCCCUGCAGUCUGGAACAGUAUGGAUUAAUUGUUACAAUGCUCUUCAUGCACAGACCCCAUUUGGAGGCUUCAAGAUGUCAGGAAACGGCAGAGAACUUGGUGAAUAUGCUCUGGCGGAGUACACAGAAGUUAAAACUGUGACAAUCAAAUUAUCAUCAAAGUCACUGUGAAGAAAGCAGGUUAAAAGUGAUGUUGAGAUGGUACAUUAUUCUGCUGCAGAAGGACACACAAAUAUAAAGGAAUUCACUGAAAAGGAGGAAUAUUUUAUCAUGAAACAUUCCAGAAAUGUCUUCACCAAUCUGACUCCUGGCUACGGACAUAUAUUAAUCCUUGUGAUUCAGCAGAGGAUACAGCCGUGUCUCAUACACCCUGCUUCUUCUAUAUUGCAUUUUUUAAAAUAUGCGGUCAGAACCCAUGACAUCUGAGUAUGUCACCAGGACAUGGACAACCCAGCUUUAGGAAAAUAUGGAGUGGAGUUCAUUUAACUUCAAGCCCAACUUACCUGUUACUUCCUUACUAAACUCAUGCCAUACCUUAACAGUGAUUUGGAUAAAAUAUUUGAAAUUUGGCAGAUCUAGAUGUUUUUGGCAAAGAAAUUUAGAAAAGGAAGCAAGCAGAUAUUGUAUUUGUGUUAAAUAGCCUCUCACUAGAAGUUUCCAUAACUCCCAAUCACUUCACAGGAGAGUGACCACUUCUGUUUGAUGGCUAUGACUUUUGUUUUGGAAUCAGUGGUGGUCCCAUAACCAAGCAGAUCCCCCAUGAAUGCCCCCUGGAAAUUCCCUUUCUUCCUGAAAAAUAUCUGUCACCAGUUUUAUGCUUCUCUGAGGGCAGUAUACAGUAAACUAGUAAUAUAUCUUAUUGAAAGACUGGGUCACUUGUUCUGCCCCAGUUGCUUUCCAUGUUGAGCAGCACCAGAGCGAGCCGAGCACUAGAAUCCACUCAAUGUAGUGUACUAGCUCAAGAGUCCUGAUAUUCAUGAGCUGCUAGCUCUCAUCUGCUGAUUGACAGCUUUCUCCCCAUACAUAGUGUAGGAGGAAAGCUGUCAACCAGUUGCGGAAGGGCAGGGACAGCCACAGCUCAUGAACAUCGGGACUCCAUCACUCAGGUCACAUUCGAACUUCUUACCAAGGAUUUUAAGAAAAUGACUGGGUCAAAAAAAGUUACAGAAUGGCAUACAAGAUUAUCCCUUUCACCAGAAUGAAAUGGCCAGCUUAGAGGGUUUACAGACACAUCUUAUUGGGCUAGUAGACAUCAUUUUACAAUUAGCUUUAUUAUGGCUUAAAGAGGACCUUUCACUUUUUUUUGAGAUGGCUGCAUUUCUCAGUGGGCAUCUCCUUCUCCCUGGCUGCGGAGUGGUCCAAUGGCAGCGGACCGCAUCACAGCCAGGGAGAAGGCGAACAGUUUUUUUCUCAAUGGGUGUGACGCUGUCCGCUCGAUUGGACUGCGCCACAGCCAUGGAGAAGGAGACGCCACCUGAGAAACGCAGCUAUCUCUUCCUCCCUGUACAGAUGCUCGGCAUUAACAUAUUAGGCGCCAAAACUUCGGGGAUCACAGUGGGGCAGAUGAGGGGUCUUUCAAAAAAAGAAAAAUUUCAGCAGCAUCAGCGGAGGGUACUCUCCAUGUAAAGGUGCUCAG
Molecule: messenger RNA, 3057 nt
Organism: Bufo bufo (common toad)
Lineage: Eukaryota; Metazoa; Chordata; Amphibia; Anura; Bufonidae
Gene: ALDH1A3
Product: aldehyde dehydrogenase 1 family member A3
Exons: 13
Coding region: 57-1592 (511 amino acids)
Molecular function (GO): aldehyde dehydrogenase (NAD+) activity
Source: RefSeq, a predicted model, not a curated record